CUGUGGUGUCAGCUACUGGUGGUGUCAACUACUGGUCAUGUCAAAUACUGGUGUCAGCAGGUGGUAGUGUCAGCAGCUGGUAGUGUCAGCAGCUGGUGGUGUCAUAGACUUCAGCCACAAGUGCCAUACACAAUCAUUAAGUGUGGGAAGUUACUGCUGGUAUAUGGUGUCAGAAAUUGGUGUCACACAUCACUGUGUCAACAAGUGCCAUAGUGUCAUUUACAGGCUGGCCUGGGGGUCACCUUUUCCUUAUUGCUCCACUGUUCAACCAGGCUGUUGCUGUUAGCACCCCAUAUUGCACAUAUAACAGCUCAGCAUGAAUCACAGAGUAUAACCCAACAUGAGUAUUUAGAGCUUCAAUAAAAGGUAUUUCCCAUCAGUCCUGUCUAACAUAAAAGAUGAAGGUGAGUGUAGAUAAACAUUUCCAAUGUUUGGAGUGUUUAAAACUCUUCAAAAAUAGACGUGGACUCACCAAGCACAUGAGAGUACAUUCAACAGAGAGACCAUACCAAUGUUUGGAGUGUUUUAAGGGGUUUAAAGAGAAAUUAUUCCUAACUGAGCACAUGCGCAGUCACACAGGAGAGAAGCCAUAUGUGUGUCCCGUAUGUCUCAAAGCAUUUUCACGAAAAUCAACACUAAAACAUCACACGCGAGUUCACACCGAUGAUAAACCACACCAGUGUACUGAAUGUCCAAAGAAAUUCUCAUUCAGGUUUACUCUGAUAGAACACAUGCGAAUCCACACUGGGGAGAAGCCAUACCAGUGUCCUGAGUGUUUGAAAAAGUUCCAGCAACGAGCGCAUUUAAAGGAACACAAGAGGAUCCACACUGGAGAGAAACCUCAUCAAUGUUCUCAGUGUCUUAAACAGUUCUCCUGGAAGUCAUCUCUGUGGCAUCACAUGAGAGCUCAUGCUGGAACAAAACCACAUCAGUGUCCUCAGUGUCAGAGAGAAUUUGCCUCUAAGUCACAUUUGACAGACCACAUGAGGACUCACACAGGAGAGAGACCAUACAGGUGUUCAAUCUGUCUGAAAGACUUUACUCGCAGAUAUUCUCUGACUCUCCACAUGCAGAUCCACACUGGGGAAAAACCAUUCCAGUGCCCAGACUGUCUUAAAGAAUUCUCAAAAAAACCAUAUCUGACUGACCACAUGAAGACUCACACUGAGGUCAAACCAUACCAGUGUUCAACGUGUCUCAAGGAAUUUAGACGCAAAUCACACAUUAUAAAUCACAUGAGGACUCACUCUGGCACUAAGAGGUACCAUUGUUCAGAGUGCCAGGAGGACUUUCCUAAGAAAGCUUACCUGACGGAACACAUGAACGUUCAUGCAGAACACAAACAAAUGAUUGCUUGUAGCAUGUGACAUGUUGACAGCGAGGUUCCCUGAUGCUGCUGUAGGGCUCUUGAUUCAGGGAAUUGAAGCUGUCCCUUCCCUUGGAUCAAACUCAGUUACCUCCUUUUCAAUGGCUGCUUUACGACCCCUAUGAGUACAAUGCUUCCCCGUGUAUGUACUGCUCAACUCUGGUGUGAGAGAGUGACACUAAACACAAGUCAACAUCCUGAAAUAACUCGUGUAAAUACCUUUGUAAAACUCUCUGUAAAGUUUUGUUUUUGUUAGGCAUAAACAUAACAAAUUUAUGUUAGGUAAGAAUUGACAACAAACACAGGUAUUGCACUUAAUAUCUGUGCAUAAUAUAACACCUGUGAUUGUUAGCUAAUAUAUAUUGUAUGCUUCUUUGGCCUUAAAUAACUAAAAUAUCAAUAAUAAAAUCUAUUAAGCACUAGCAAUCAGAGCUUAAAACUAUCAGUUUAAUUUCUAAACUGGGUAUAUAAAGUUUAUAAAAUUUGGUUUUGUUGUCUAGCAUAGUGAGUGUAUGUUGAAGCCUCAUUAUAAACACACAUUUAUUUCAUGUCUUUGAUACACAAAUAACCAUGAUAAUUAACACGUGAUCCAUCAAGUUAUGAGUGCUGGUGACGGGGAGGAAAACUCUUGUAAUAAUGUUGUUUGAAUUACAGACAAUAUGUUAGGUAAGAGGAAACAAGUGCAACUAUUGUGACAUUUUAUUGUGGCAAAGCUUCGCUCUCCAGGAGCUUUGUCAAGCCGUUACAAACAAUACAUGGACACAGAGGUGCUCUGCACUACCUGUAUAUACAGUGGACCCCCAGCAUACGAUAUUAAUCCGUUCCUGACAGCUCAUCGUAUGCCGAAAUUAUCGUAAGGCGAAUUAAUUUUCCCCAUAAGAAAUAAUGGAAAUCAAAUUAAUCCGUGCAAGAUACCCAAAAGUAUGAAAAAACAAAAUUUUACCAUAUGAAAUAUUAAGUUUAAUACACACAAACUGAAGAAGACAUGCACAGUUAGUAGUACUCUACUAACAAUAGAAUACAUGACACUUACCUUUAAUGAAGAUCUGGUGAUGAUUAAUGGGAUGGAAGGAGGGGAGAGUGUCGAACUUAUUGUUUAGAAGGGGAAUCCCCUUCCAUUAGGACUUGAGGUAUCAAGUCCUUUUCCGGGGUUACUUCCCUUCUUCUUUUAAUGCCACUAGGACCAGCUUGAGAGUCACUGGACCUCUGUCGCACAACAUAUCUGUCCAUAGAACUAUGUACCUCUCAUUCCUUUAUGAUUUGUCUAAAGUGGUUCACAACAUUGUCAUUGUAAUAGUCACCAGUGCAGCUUGCAAUAGCUGUGUCAGGGUGAUUUUCAUCCAUAAAGGUUUGCACUUCAAGCCACUUUGCACACAUUUCCUUAAUCUCUUUUUUCAAUUCCAUACUAAUUCUCACCCUUUUUACCACAGGGAUGGCACUAGAAGCUUUCUUGGGGUCCUUGGAGACUUAUUUUGCAGUUACAAGCACUAAAAACACUGGGAUAGUGUGAAAUGUACUGAAUGUAUGCGAGAUGCGACCGCACUGACUGGCUUGUGAACACUGGCGCUGAGGCCACAUGUGGGACGUGUCCCGGACGAAUCGUGUGAGGCGAGUUUUUUAACGUGAGGCGAGGCAAAAUUUUUGCAUUAAAAUGUAUCGUAUGCCGGAUUUAACGUAAGGCGAUGCCAUCGUAUGCCGGGGUCCACUGUACCUCUGAAGGUGGAGACACUCAACAAGUGCCUCCACCUUCAUGUGUUAACAAUGGUUAUUUUGACCACUAUUGGCAGUGUCAUAGUUUGUAAUGAUUUCUUGAACAAUGUUGCAGUGGCAGUACUUGAGCUGCUCUUCUCUAACUCAGUAACUUCCUGUAUUUCUACUGUAAGUCAGUAACUUGCUGUAUCUUCACCAUCUCUGUUGAAUCACUCCAUAAAACUGAAGAUCAUUGACAUAAUAA
Molecule: messenger RNA, 3320 nt
Organism: Cherax quadricarinatus
Lineage: Eukaryota; Metazoa; Arthropoda; Malacostraca; Decapoda; Parastacidae
Source: RefSeq, a predicted model, not a curated record